AUGACAGCUAUUGAAGCAACUUAUGGUUGGGAGCCUACCACCUUCUCCGCCGUCUACCAUGGCAAGUUCAGCUACGCACACUAUGCCAAGGAUGAAAACAUCUGGGCUGUGUUCCCUGCCGGCCUACGCACUGGCGCUCCUUUUUAUGUGAUGGCAACGUUCACAAAGAAUGCUCAGGGAAUUGAGAAUGCCCCAUAUCAGGGUCUCAAGCCAAAGCUUAUUGUGAACCAUCAGGAUCGAACCUUCUCGGCCAAGGUCGAGCCAGGCAGUUCCGUGGACCAAUAUUACUGGUUUGAAGGUACCUGGAGCAGUGAUGGUCAGACGCUGGAAUUGCAAAUGUAUAACAAGCCUGGAGACAAGUUAGACAAGUACACGCUCCAGCUCCAGGGGACUGCCUAG
Aspergillus pseudoviridinutans is the source of this 399-nucleotide messenger RNA. RefSeq lists its product as uncharacterized. Bases 1 to 399 code for a protein of 132 amino acids. The transcript has a single exon. NCBI's taxonomy places the organism in Eukaryota, Fungi, Ascomycota, Eurotiomycetes, Eurotiales, Aspergillaceae. The record is from RefSeq and is a predicted model, not a curated record.